AUGACUGAGGUGAUUGCAGGCACUGGAGAUUAUACGGGUCAAUGUGUAGAGCAGUUCUAUGAUGGGAAUCGCAGUAUGUUGACACAGCAAGGCCACACCUGUUAUGUCGAUGUUCACGAUAGCUUCAAAGACGUAUGCAGAACGGCUGAGAGCUGGGAAAACUGUGGUGGCCGUGUAGGAGCUGUCGAAUGUGGUGAAACCAAUGAGGAACACCUAAAGGCGAGCAAGCGACAUCACAGUCCUCGAGCGAUCCAUCCCCUUCCAAUGAGCGUGAGCGAGGGACAGUCCUUGCGGGAGCAUUACGGUGGGGAUGAGAAGCAGAGGGUCUACUAUGAGAAGAAUCAUCCAAGAGGUUGGACCGGAGGAUGUCUCAUUCUCGUGGUAGAUGUUGUGCGCAGUUUUAGUGCAUGGUUUAUCCAUACCACAUCUGAGCAGCUCGUUGUGGCACUUGUUCGCGGCUACGCGAAAGCAAAUGAGGAGGGGCUCGAUGAAGGUGUGAAGAGGACAGGGCUGCUUCUGCGAGGUCGAGAGUUUCUUGGACUCGAAGAAGAGAACGGGCGGCAUCAUCGAUUGUACUUGUUUCAUAGUGACCAUAAGAAGUUGUUGGUAUCCCAUAGUUAG
Messenger RNA from Suillus subalutaceus, 621 nucleotides. RefSeq lists its product as uncharacterized. The coding region runs from base 1 to 621 and encodes 206 amino acids. The record is from RefSeq and is a predicted model, not a curated record. Lineage: Eukaryota; Fungi; Basidiomycota; Agaricomycetes; Boletales; Suillaceae. The transcript is spliced from 4 exons.